Hibiscus syriacus is the source of this 1395-nucleotide messenger RNA. Its product is annotated as transcription factor bHLH137-like. Gene Ontology annotation, biological process: regulation of DNA-templated transcription. The transcript is spliced from 6 exons. The record is from RefSeq and is a predicted model, not a curated record. Lineage: Eukaryota; Viridiplantae; Streptophyta; Magnoliopsida; Malvales; Malvaceae. Gene Ontology annotation, molecular function: DNA-binding transcription factor activity; protein dimerization activity. Gene Ontology annotation, cellular component: nucleus. The coding region runs from base 86 to 970 and encodes 294 amino acids.
CUUCACCAUCUCUCCAUCACCAAGGGAAAAAAAAACUAAACAAUUUCUUGUUUCACUUCUUCAAUUCCAGAAUCGAUUCUUUAACAUGGCGACCUUUAUAUUUCCAUCUAACCCUUUUCUACUAGACUCCAUUUUCUUACCAAACACACCCACCAAAGUGUCUGGUUUCAUGGACCUCGAAGCAAACCUCAAUCCCCAUUGUUUCUCUCAAUUUUACCAGGACUCGUCGUCCCCCGUUGGUCCUGUGUUCCACGAAAGCAGCUCCGUUGUUCAUAGCGAUAAUGAGCUUUCGACCGUGACGACUAAAAAACAGAGCACGGACGACCACUCUACUGUUGUGGAUAAACUCGAAAGUGGCGAGCAAGUCAUUCAGAAGAAAAGGACAAGAAAUGGGACAACCUUGAAUUCUGCACCAUUUAAGGGUGCAAAAGAAGGGAAAACCAAGAAGCAAAAGAAGUGCAAUAAUGCGUUGAAAAACGAAAAAAAAGUGUCCAAAGCUGUUGAAAAAGAGGCUCCGACAGGCUACAUUCAUGUACGAGCCAGGAGGGGUCAAGCGACCGACAGCCACAGCCUAGCAGAAAGGGUAAGAAGAGAGAAAAUCAGUGAAAGGAUGAAGAUAUUACAGCGUCUUGUUCCAGGGUGUGAUAAGGUGACUGGAAAGGCACUUAUGUUGGAUGAAAUCAUCAAUUAUGUUCGGUCCCUACAAAAUCAAGUUGAGUUUCUGUCAAUGAAGCUUGCCUCUUUCAAUCCCAUGUUCUAUGACUUUGGAGUGGACCGGGAAACAUUGAUGAUCAGACCAGAAGGAGUUAACAGCACAGAAACAUCCCUACCACUUGCAAUGGCGCCAUCUCAGACCACCAUUGUCCCAUCUCAUAACUAUCCUCUUCUGAAUGUUUCCGCUACACUGUUUCUUCAACAUGGGCACAGGCCCAAUGUAUUCUCUCACCCUCAGACAUCUUUUUCAGGAUAAUGGUAGUUUAUUGUGGGAUAUGGAGGACCAAAGACAAAAGAUUUUCAACUCGUCUGAGCUCAACGACAACUUAUGUUAUUUCCAUUAAUAUUAAUGCAGAAAGAGAGAGACGGAGGUGCCCUACAAACAUCUGGUAGAAAAGCCCUCAUGUCCUGUCUUUUUCUAAUGCGAUAAAAUAUUAAAGAAUUCCAUGUAAAUUUACAUCCAUUCUGGGUUUUCUGCAUGAAUUAAAAGCAGCAUCUGAAGAUGAAUAAAGGGCAGCUUUACAAGGCAACAUUCAAUGGAGGAAAAAGAACAUAAAGGACACGACCAUAUCUUUCUGUAGAUCCAUUGUUGCCGUCUAUUUUGACUCUCCCCUCUCACUAUGUCACUUUCAUGCAGAAAUUUCUAGACCCUACACCUGUUUACUGUGUUCUAGCUAGAAG